UGACAGAGAUACUAUUGAUCUUGAUUUCCGUUGUAUCUAAUCAAAAGCUAGGUUCGGGGACAAUGUGUAUCUCUAUGGCUAAAAGUAUCACUAAGACCUAAUCGUUUUCGUCUCAAAAGAUAACGGUUCGUGUCAGACGCCAUGUCCCUCGUCCGACACGUCUCUUGAUCGCUGGAACCUGGUAUGAUGUGGCUAGAAGGAGAACGUGACCGAGUAGCCAAGCCUUCUCUGUAACUGGUGGACCAAGAAUCUCCUUGUCUUUCUGUUUAGCGUCAAGUGAACCCAGGUAUCGUGUCUUUGUGGCACGCAGUUAGAAAACAAAUUCUUGGUGACAGGAAAACGUCUUGUUGCGAGUAGGUCUCAGCCGAGUCGGAACACAGCUCGUUCCGCUCGGAAACCACCCCGCGUUUCCCCCAAGCCAUGCCGAUGUUCCGUGCGGGGUGUUCCCUUUUUGCAUCUGUAACAAACUCUGGGGUUGGGAGAGGACACGGCAAAUGCGUAACGUUAGUAAUAUGAUUGUUCCGAGAGGUUUGUAGCGAGGGAGCACAUGUUGGCCAAAGAAUUGUACCGACGAGAGCCGAUGGGACGACUUCUGAUGCUCAGGUCACAGCGGCGAAACCGAAUAUGGAGGAUAACCUCUGCCAUUCUGGUAUAUCAUACCCUUACUAGAGAGAGUGGGAGACCAUGUCAUACAACAUCAGAUCGAGCCGUCCUUCAAAACUGACUCUCUUGGUCUAAGAAACUAACACAUCAUCGCUAUGGCCAUCUCAACCGUCAUCAACCCUUUGAAUCAAAAACUUUUUGACCAUGCUCUGCAGUCAACAGCCCUCUCACUUCUCCUCAUACCCCUCAUCUACGUCAUUGCAAACGAGUUCAUCCGCUCCAAGGCCAGGAUAGCCAAGCUCGAUGGUCCUCGAGGCCUGCCCCUAAUCGGUAAUCUGUUGGACAUUCAGGUCAACGCAGCAGAGCAAUACCGCAAAUGGGCCAAGAAGUUCGGACCUGUCUACCAAAUCCAGCUGGGGAAUGUCCCCGUCGUCAUUGUGAACUCUUCUGCGGCGGCCAAGGCGCUUUUCGGGCAAAACGCCCAGGCGCUCAGCUCACGUCCGGAGUUCUACACGUUCCAUAAGGUUCUGUCUGACACCGCUGGCACAACUAUCGGUACUUCACCAUACAGCGAUUCCCUGAAGCGCCGCCGUAAAGGCGCUGCGUCGGCACUGAACCGACCCUCGGUGGCGACCUAUGUGCCUCAUCUCGACGUUGAGUCCCGCGACUUUAUCAAGGAACUAAAUGAAUAUGGAGACGCUGGGCAGACUCCUGUCGACCCUAUGCCCAUGAUUCAGCGCCUGUCACUGUCCUUGGCCUUGACACUGAACUGGGGAGUCCGUAUGAGCAGCCAAAAAGACGGGCUCUUCAAGGAGAUUACCCACGUCGAGGAAGAAAUCAGUCGCUUCCGCUCCACCACUGGUAAUCUCCAAGACUACAUCCCCUUGCUCCGCCUCAACCCGAUCAACACGCACUCAGCCAAGGCGAGAGAUGUGCGGAACCGACGCGACGUGUAUCUCACGGCGUUGAACAAGGGCCUCGAGGAGCGCAUGGCCAACGGCACCCACAAGCCCUGCAUCCAGGCGAACGUAAUCAUGGACAAGGACGCGAAGCUCGACAAGGCGGAGCUGACUUCCAUCAGCCUGACGAUGCUCUCGGGAGGGCUUGAUACCAUCACGACGCAGGUGGCUUGGUUCGUGGCCAUGCUGGCCCAACGACAGGACAUUCAAGAAAAGGCGGUCGCGGCGAUUCGCGAGUUCUACGACGAGAAGCAGCCCAUGUGCGAUGCCGAGGACGAUCAGCAGUGCAAGUACAUCGUUGCACUGGUUCGCGAGUCACUCCGAUAUUAUACCGUCCUUCGACUCGCCCUCCCCCGAGCUUCCGUGCGCGAUGUGCCUUACGGACAGACGAUAAUCCCCAAAGGCUCCGUCAUCUUCCUCAACGCAUGGGCGUGCAACAUGGACUCUGAAGUUUGGUCCGAUCCUGAAGUAUUCCGCCCCGAACGCUGGCUGGAACAGCCAGACGCGCCCCUGUUCACGUACGGUGUUGGCUACCGCAUGUGCGCCGGGUCCUUGCUGGCCAACCGCGAGCUGUACCUCGUAUACAUGAGGUUGCUCAACAGUUUCAAGGUCGAGAAGUACGACGACGUUGACCACCACCCCGUCUCCGGGAACGCCGAUCCCACUUCUCUCGUGGCGAUGCCGAGACCGUUCCGGGCAAAAUUUGUGCCUCGGGAUAUCAACACGCUGAGCCAAGCUUUGAGGACCACCGAAUAAAAGGCUUAGCCAGUUCGCUUUGUAGUGCGGACCAUUGAGGAUUGUCGAGCAGGAGAGUAGAUAGUCAACCCAAGUCAUGAAAUGCAGGAAGUUUUGGGGUAUGAG
Molecule: messenger RNA, 2423 nt
Organism: Colletotrichum destructivum
Lineage: Eukaryota; Fungi; Ascomycota; Sordariomycetes; Glomerellales; Glomerellaceae
Product: Putative cytochrome P450
Exons: 3
Coding region: 759-2318 (519 amino acids)
Molecular function (GO): heme binding; oxidoreductase activity, acting on paired donors, with incorporation or reduction of molecular oxygen; iron ion binding
Source: RefSeq, a predicted model, not a curated record